This is a messenger RNA of Syngnathoides biaculeatus (alligator pipefish), 3915 nucleotides long. RefSeq names its product low density lipoprotein receptor-related protein 12 (gene lrp12). Gene Ontology annotation, molecular function: protein binding; low-density lipoprotein particle receptor activity. The record is from RefSeq and is a predicted model, not a curated record. Lineage: Eukaryota; Metazoa; Chordata; Actinopteri; Syngnathiformes; Syngnathidae. Gene Ontology annotation, cellular component: plasma membrane. Bases 725 to 3304 code for a protein of 859 amino acids. The transcript has 11 exons.
CAGUUCUGAGGAGGGCUAACCCCCUCCUGGAAUUCUCGUUUGAUUGAUUGGUCAGCGACGCAGAUGACGCAAUUGGCUGCCAACCAGUUCAGGGUGGACCCUGCGGGAAUGGGCUCCAGCGCUCCCGAGACCCCGGUGAGGAUAAGCGGUCAAACUCGACGGAUUGAGCUUUUCCUGGCUCGUCAACGCCGUGACGUCACAAUGGAAGGUGUGGCCUCGUUCUCCGAGCAAACAGCUGCUCCAAAGCCGAACUGCAAAUAGCAACCGAGUCGAAAUGGUCGAGGCGGGCGUUCGUCGUGGUCCAGAUUCGACGAACCCGUCCGGUUCGGCCUCCGCGUUAGCGUUGCCGUUGAGAAGGACUGCAGGCCGGUUGGUCGCUUAUUAGCCUGCGGUGCUAAUCGGCCUCCGUGAGCUCAGCUCCGCUCCGCUCCGCUCGCUUUGUGGACAAACUGGCAUGCAAGGAAAGCUUGUGAAGACUCGCUCGUCUGGCUGCGCAUCACGGACACACGAGAGACAAAACGAUGGCCGUGUCGCUUGCCUUCAGCGUCUCUUGAACGAAAUGAUGGAGCGAAGUUCGUCGCGCUAACAAUAGCGAGCUGGAUAGCGCUUAGCAAAGGAGUGGAGCCUCUUUGUUUUCUCGGUAGCUUCGACUUCGCUAAGCUAACAUCUCCGUCGACUUGCUGCUAAGCUAAUUGUGCGCAUUUGUGACCUUGGACUCGUUAACAUGGACGCGCUCAUCUCAGAUGUCUUCUUGCUGCUCUUAGCAGGAUGUCUCGCUGCUGCCAAGAGGAACGAAAAUAUUUUGGUGUCCGGCUUAUCCAACGCGUGCGGGGACUCAGCCGAGUUCCUCCGAGCUCCCAGCGGGGUUAUCGCCAGUCCCGGUUGGCCUUUCCAGUACCCGGCCCGCCUCAACUGUAGCUGGAACAUCCGAGGCCGGCCCGGAGACACGGUCACCGUCAGCUUCCAGGACUUUGACCUGCAGGGAUCGCAUCGCUGCUCGUCGGAUUGGAUGUCCAUCAGCAGCUACAAGAAUCUGGAUGGUCUGCGAGUGUGCGGCUCGUCUCUGCCGCCUCCUUAUAUCUCGUCGCAGGACCACGUCUGGAUCCGCUUCCGUUCCGACGACGCCCUGACAGGAAAAGGUUUCCGACUGUCCUACGUCACAGGUAAGUCGAGUGUUUCCAGCUGUGACGUGGACCAGUUCCACUGCUCUAAUGGGAAGUGCAUCCCUGACUGGUGGCGUUGUAACUCCAUGGAUGAGUGCGGAGACAAUUCGGACGAAGAUUUGUGUGUGGACUCGCCGUUUUCCUUCCAGCCCUGCAGCCUUAACCAGUUCCCUUGCUUGUCCCGCUACACGAGAAUCUACACCUGUCUGCCUCACAGCCUACGCUGUGAUGGCAGCAUUGACUGCCAGGAUUUGGGAGACGAGAUUGACUGUGACGUCCCGACCUGCGGAGAGUGGUUAAGAAACUUCUAUGGCUCCUUUAGCUCUCCAAACUAUCCUGACUUCUACCCACCGGGAAGUAACUGCACCUGGGUGAUUGACACCGGAGACCAUAGGAAGGUCAUGUUGCGCUUCACAGAUUUCAAAUUGGACGGAACGGGUUACGGAGACUACGUGAAGGUGUACGACGGACUGGAGGAGAACCCUCACCGCCUUCUCAGGGUUCUGACUGCCUUCGACUCCAGAGCGCCACUGACCGUGGUGUCCUCGUCCGGACAGCUACGAGUCCAUUUCUACGCCGAUAAGAUCAAUGCCGCGAGAGGCUUCAACGUCACCUACCAGGUGGACGGCUUCUGCCUGCCCUGGGAGGUUCCUUGCGGGGGCAACUGGGGUUGUUACACUGAGCAGCAGCGUUGCGACGGCUACUGGCACUGCCCCAACGGCCGCGACGAGUUAAAUUGUUCUACCUGUCAGGAGGAUGAGUUUCCCUGUUCCAGGAACGGAGCCUGUUACCUUCGAUCGGACCGCUGCAACUACCAGAACCGCUGCCCCAACGGCUCAGAUGAGAAGAAUUGCUUCUUCUGCCAGCCUGGAAAUUUCCACUGCAAGAAUAACCGUUGCGUCUUUGAGUCGUGGGUGUGUGACGCUCAGGAUGACUGCGGUGACGGCAGCGACGAGGAAAGUUGUCCGGUGGUGGUUCCCACCAGGGUGAUCACAGCAGCCGUGAUUGGCAGCCUGGUCUGCGGCCUGUUGCUGGUCAUCGCGCUGGGGUGCACGUGUAAACUGUACUCGCUGCGCAUGUUUGAACGCAGGUCAUUCGAGACGCAGCUGUCCAGAGUGGAGGCGGAGCUACUGAGGAGGGAAGCCCCACCCUCCUACGGUCAGCUGAUUGCUCAGGGUUUGAUUCCGCCAGUGGAGGAUUUCCCAGUAUGCUCCGGGAGUCAGGCAUCAGUUCUGGAGAACCUGCGUCUGGCCGUGCGUUCUCAGCUAGGCUUCACCUCCCUUCGCCUCCCGUCUGCCGGUCGCCAUGGCAACCUGUGGCGCAGUCUCUUCAAUUUCUCAAGGUCUCGCCAGUCGGGGUCUUUGGCCCUGGUCUCUGCCGACCCGGAGGACAGCGGCGGUACUCCAAAUUCCACCUCAGACCUGCUGUCCCCAGACUCCGAUGACACAGACACCGAGGGCGACAGGGGGAGGGACCGUUUUGUCGGGGCGGUGGGCGGUCCUGUCGCCCCGCUGCGCCAGAAGACCCCGCCUGCCAUUUCAGUAGAAGCUGCGGUAUUGUCCUCUGCGACCCUCGUCAACCAGCCGGACGGCCUUAGCCGAAUCCAAAAUUGUCCCGACAAUGCUGCGUCCCCCGUGGGAACCGCCAACCCGGCCCUAGAACGUGACAGCGACCCGUCCCAACCGAGAGCCCCGCCGGCCUCCGCCCUGCGCCGUCUGACCCGGAAUCUGCACCGACUCGCCCGUAACCUCGUGACAACUGGUCGCAAUCAACAGAAUCAGACUUGGACCAACCACAGCCCACUACGCCAGCUGGAUACCGGCAGGGGUGGGCCGGAUUCUACGGAGCAGCGACCCAGCGGGGACGAAGAUGUGGAGCUUUUGAUCCCGGACUCUGACUCAUCCUCGUUGUUUAGUGACAUUCGCCAACCGCUCCUGGACCCGCCGGCCUCGCACCCGCCGUGCCCCUCGUCCACCGUGGCUCGGAUGGUGCAACGACAGGGUGCCAGCAGUGCACGGGGGGGCUGGGAUGGACCUUGCGAAAAAUGCGGUAAAGUUCACACAGCUCAGAUUCCCGAGACCUGUCUGGAGGUCGGAGGCAAGACAGAGAGCAGUGACGACGAGCUUCUGCAGCUAUGCUGAUGAACUAAACGCUAACCUGCUGGUUGACAGGCUAAACGUGCUGCUGUGAGCACGACUGCAUGCGUUCUACACCGUGGCAAGGCGCUCAGUCGCUAGGCACGUCAUGCUAACUUUGCUAGCAGCAGAGAUGGGAUCCGUUGAGUCCAUGUGUGACAUUGCAGACCCACAGGCCCAGUUCCUUUGUCCCAGACCGUGUGUUGAUCAGUUCUCGACAUUCCCUUCUUCUCAAUUGAAAACUGAUCCAUGAUCAGGUCACCUGGGAUUAAGUCUGUUCUUCUCCAGGGACCCUACGUUUAAGAACCACACUUUUCCCUGGACUGUGAAACAAAAUCCACGCAUUAGUGUGGAAAAACUGUUUUCAUCUCCCUACAUUGGACUGCACCACUUGAUGUGGUUAAGCAGAAAGACAAAGGUAGUGUUUUCAAAAAAAAAAAAAAAAAAGGUCCUUGAUGUCAUGGAAAUGGCCGAUAAGUAUUUUUUUAGUGUUCCUGGCUUUGGUACUUGCACUAUUUAUUCUUACUGUUAUUCUAAUUGCGUUCUUUGACCUGCAUGAUUGUUUGAUGUUUUCCUUAGAUUUUUGGAAACUGAAUUAUUAAACUUUUAAAUGCCUA